GCUGAUCGGAUUCGUCCGAUUAGACAAGGGCUGUUGUAUGCUUAGUCAGGCUGAUCGGAUUUACCCGAUUAGACGAGCAUGUCUACCUUGUCAGGCUGAUCGGAUUGGCCCGAUUAGCCAAGGUCUGCUGCACUCACGCCAGGCUGACCAGGGUAGGCUGGUUAGGCGGAGAUCUCUAACAU
Striga hermonthica is the source of this 182-nucleotide messenger RNA. NCBI's taxonomy places the organism in Eukaryota, Viridiplantae, Streptophyta, Magnoliopsida, Lamiales, Orobanchaceae. The record is from the annotation of a GenBank genome assembly.